AUGAAGUCCGUGGAUUUGUACGACCCAUUCCAGAAGAAAAGAAGGAUGCGAUCAUCGGCGAUUGCUCAGCAUAAUCUACAUGUAUCUAGUGAGGAUGUAGUUCAUAGCAUCUUGGAGCCAGGGAGAGAGGAGCGCACUUACUACAACCCUUUCAUGGUUUGUUCAAGCAUGGGUGAAUAUCUAGAUGUCCUGUCAGCCCAUGAUGGGUUGCAAGACGGUAAAAGAUUGAAGAUGAACUCUGAACCGGCAGAUGACGACCGGUCACUGGACCUGGGAUUUCCUUUGUCAGAUUAUGACCAGAUGACCGACAACCACGACCAACAACAAUCAGACAUGUUGGAUAUGCAAUUUCCCACCUUGUCUGAUGAUGACCGGUCAAAUGGUGAGAUGUUGGAUUUGGGAUUUCCUCCACAGCCGGAUGAUGAAGAUGUGCUUGAUUUGGGCUUUGAUAUUGACCUCUGUGAUCCGGCCGGCAACACAGGCAUGUCGCUGGAAUCUACAUCUCAUAAAUUGACACUCAUUUGA
Suillus plorans is the source of this 525-nucleotide messenger RNA. RefSeq lists its product as uncharacterized. The record is from RefSeq and is a predicted model, not a curated record. NCBI's taxonomy places the organism in Eukaryota, Fungi, Basidiomycota, Agaricomycetes, Boletales, Suillaceae. The transcript is spliced from 3 exons. The coding region runs from base 1 to 525 and encodes 174 amino acids.